CUGAGCACCUGACAGCGGUGCUCCAUCUCACGCAAAAGCGCAUUAGUACUCUCGCCUGUGCCCUAAUUUCUCGGGCCUGCCACUUGCUUCUUGACGUCACAUUUCAUCGACUCGUCAGGCGGCAUCUAUUAUUUGGUGCGCAGCCUUGACUUUGAGUGAGAUUGGCCUCAGGGUCGACGUUGAUGUCUGACAUCCCGUUGCACUCUCUCGGACGCAAAGGAAAGACACGAGCCGGGUACGUUCCUCUGAACGACGCCCAGGAUAACGACGCCCAGGAUACCGAUAUGCGCACGAGUGUUCUGAGAACUGCUGCGGCACGCAACGUAAACUUGACUGCAAAGGGAAAGGGCAAACAGCGCGAACGAUACAUAGACGCAGACGACUUUGAUGAGGAGGCAACUUUGCUUGGGAACAGGGACAGUACGCUGGAAGAGGUUGAAGAGGGAAAUGUAGGUGAACAAUCGAAAAGGCGUUCAUCGAGACAGCGACCGUCGAGUAUACAUAAGACGCAGGACAAGUCCAGGACAAUACCAUUCAGACCAGCAGAAAAAUUACAAUCAAGGUUCCCGCCCAACCUCGUACGGAAUCAGAAAUACAACAUAUUCACUUUCUUUCCUAUCGUCAUCUACGAACAGUUCAAAUUCUUUUUCAAUCUCUACUUCCUUCUCGUCGCUCUAUCCCAGUUUGUUCCAGCACUCAAGAUCGGAUUUAUUGUUACAUAUGUCGCACCCCUCGCAUUCGUGCUCUUCGUCACAAUGGGAAAAGAAGCCUAUGAUGACUACAAACGCAAUCUCCGCGACCGCGAAGCAAACUCCCAGAAAUACCUCAUCCUCGUUCCCUCCUCCGACAGCGGUCCGCAUACACGCUCUGUCCCUUCCUCUUCCCUCAAGGUGGGCGACUUCGUCGUACUGGAGAAGAAUCAGCGUGUACCGGCAGAUAUGAUCCUUCUGCGCACGAGCGAUGCUUCUGGAACGUGUUUCAUCCGAACUGACCAGCUCGACGGAGAGACGGACUGGAAGCUUCGUGUCGCAGUUUCUGCUACUCAGAAGCUUGUUAACGACAGGGAACUACUAGAUUUGGAUGCGGAAGUUUAUGCCGACGCUCCAAUCAAGGACAUUCACACUUUUAUCGGGACGUUUACGAUACACACACCUCGCACGCAUUCUGUUGAUGAUGUGCCCAUGGUACAGGUCCCCGCUGUUGAGCCCCUGUCUGCAGAUAAUGUCUUAUGGAGCAACACCGUAUUAGCUGCGGGUUCUGCUGUUGGAUUCAUCGUAUACACAGGGUCUGAGACGCGCGCUGUCAUGAACACGAGCCAUCCUGAGACCAAGGUUGGUCUGCUGGAUCUGGAGAUCAAUAGACUUGCCAAGAUUCUUUGCGCAGUGACGUUCGCGUUAUCUUUUGGACUCGUUGCGUCGAAUGGGUUCAGGGGCCAGUGGUAUAUCUAUGUAUUUCGUUUCCUCAUAUUGUUUUCGUCUAUCAUCCCCAUAAGCUUGCGUGUAAACCUUGACAUGGGCAAGACGGUCUACGCACAGCAAAUAAUGAACGACUCUGAGAUUCCUGGCACAAUCGUCCGCACGAGCACACUGCCUGAGGAGCUGGGACGCAUAGAGUACCUUCUUAGCGACAAAACUGGGACCCUUACGCAAAAUGUGGGAACUAUGUCCUACGGUUUUGACAGUAUGGACGAAGUUGCUCACCAGCUUGCGAGUGCAUUUGGUGCUGAUCAAGCUCAUGCAAGAAGCAAUUCAAUAGCUACAGGCGCACAGCUUGCCAUGAGAGGACGGAGGGAUAUGUCGUCAAGGCUCCGAGACGUAGUGCUCAGUCUUGCACUUUGCCACAAUGUCACUCCAGUCACCAACGACGAUGGCACCUUGACCUACCAAGCCUCCUCCCCGGACGAAGUCGCAAUCGUGAAGUGGACGGAAAGCGUCGGCCUCACGCUCGUCUUCCGCGACCGCACACGCAUAGAGCUCCAAACGCCCACCGGCGCACGUCUCACCUACGACAUUCUCGACAUAUUCCCAUUCACGAGCGAGUCCAAGCGCAUGGGCAUCGUCGUGCGAGACGCACACAGCGGCGAGGUGCUUUUCUUGCAAAAGGGCGCGGAUGUCGUCAUGGCUCGCAUCGUGCAGCGGAAUGACUGGCUGGAAGAGGAGACGGGGAAUAUGGCGCGCGAGGGUUUGCGUACGCUCGUCGUUGCACGUAAGCGGCUAACUCCGCAGCAGUAUGCGGCAUUUAAGACUGCGCACCAUGCUGCCAGUAUCCGGCUUGAUGGACGCAGCGAGGCGAUGAUUUCUGUCGUUGCAGAGCACCUGGAGCAUGACUUGGAGUUGCUUGGCCUGACAGGUGUCGAGGAUAAGCUGCAGGACGAGGUGAAAGGGACACUAGAACUACUCAGGAAUGGGGGAAUCAAGAUUUGGAUGCUUACUGGCGAUAAGAUCGAGACGGCGCGUUGUAUUGCCAUUUCGACGAAACUGGUAGCGCGGAAUCAGUAUAUUCAUGAGGUAGCCAAGUUAAAGACUUCUGAUCAAGUCAGGGACGAGCUGGAGUUCUUACAGUCGAAGCUGGAUUGCUGUCUGGUGAUUGAUGGCGAGUCGUUGCAGCUCUGUUUGAACCUGUACAAGAACGAGUUCAUCGAGAUUACAACCAAGCUAUCGGCCGUCGUUGCUUGUCGAUGCUCUCCCACCCAGAAAGCAGAUGUCGCAAGAUUAAUCCGGCAUCACACCAAGAAACGUGUUUGCUGUAUCGGAGACGGUGGUAAUGAUGUCAGCAUGAUACAAGCCGCUGACGUUGGUGUUGGUAUCGUUGGAAAAGAAGGAAAGCAAGCAUCCCUCGCUGCCGACUUCUCCGUCACCCAGUUCAGCCACCUCACGAAGCUCCUCAUGUGGCAUGGCCGCAACUCAUACCGUCGUUCUGCAAAACUCGCUCAAUUUGUCAUCCACCGCGGCCUCAUCAUCUCGAUCAUGCAAGCCGUUUUCUCAGCUAUCUUCUACUUUGCCCCGAUUGCGUUGUACCAGGGGUGGUUGAUGGUAGGGUAUGCGACGAUUUAUACCAUGGCGCCUGUUUUUUCGCUAGUUCUGGAUUGUGAUGUGAACGAGGAUCUUGCGUUGAUAUAUCCGGAGUUAUACAAGGAACUGACCAAGGGACGUGCUCUAUCUUUCAAGACGUUCUUCCAAUGGUUGAUGAUUAGUCUAUACCAAGGCGCAGCCAUCAUGAUAAUGUCUCUCCUCUUAUUCGAAACUGAGUUUUUAAACAUCGUGUCCAUCUCUUUUACGGCUUUGGUCAUCAACGAACUCAUUAUGGUUGCACUAGAAAUCACAACCUGGCAUAUUUAUAUGGUCAUUUCGGAAGUAGUCACCCUUUUCUUUUAUGUUAUCAGUAUCGCUUUCUUACCGGAGUAUUUCGACCUCGAUUUUGUCGUGUCCACUCGUUUUGCAUGGAAAGUAGCUGUUAUCGUAGCGGUCAGCGCACUUCCCCUGUACGUCAUCAAGCUCAUCCGUAGUAGAGUCGCUCCGGCAGCGUCGAGCAAGUUGCUAUAAUACUUAUGCACCAUGUAACUUGACGGUCACUCCAAAUCUGACAUCUUUUUAUAAUGUAUUUCUCCUUGUUUGAUCGCAAA
Molecule: messenger RNA, 3622 nt
Organism: Suillus subalutaceus
Lineage: Eukaryota; Fungi; Basidiomycota; Agaricomycetes; Boletales; Suillaceae
Exons: 17
Coding region: 183-3542 (1119 amino acids)
Biological process (GO): endocytosis; phospholipid translocation; retrograde vesicle-mediated transport, Golgi to endoplasmic reticulum
Cellular component (GO): endosome; plasma membrane; trans-Golgi network
Molecular function (GO): ATP hydrolysis activity; ATPase-coupled intramembrane lipid carrier activity; ATP binding
Source: RefSeq, a predicted model, not a curated record